AUGUCAGUCUUGGACACCUCUGAAAUGGAAAUCUCUACCUUCUUCCUCAUUGGGAUCCCAGGCAUGGAGCAUGCUCACAUUUGGGUUUUGAUCCCCAUUUGCCGCAUGUACCUCCUUGCCAUCCUGGGGAACUGCACUAUCCUCUUUUUCAUAAAAACAGAGACCUCUCUGCAUGCUCCAAUGUAUUAUUUUCUUUCCAUGCUGGCCUUUUCUGACCUGGGACUUUCCAUCUCCUCCCUUCCAACCAUGCUGAGAAUCUUCUUGUUCAAUGCCACUGGAAUUUCCCCCAAUGGCUGCUUUGCACAAGAGUUUUUCAUUCAUGGAUUCUCAGUUAUAGAGUCAUCAGUUCUCAUCAUGUCCAUGCACUUCAUAGCCAUCUACAGCUCUCUGAGAUACACCUCCAUCCUGACCAGUGCCAGAGUCUUUAAAAUCGGCCUCAUAUUUGCUGCAUUAUGUAUCAUGUUUGUCCUCCCUUUCCCCUUUAUUCUGAAGAGGCUGAAAUUCUGUAGGAAAAGCCUUCUAUCCCACUCCUACUGCCUCCACCUGGAUGUCAUGAAGCUGGCCUGUUCUGACAACAGGGUCAAUGUUAUCUAUGGACUCUUUGUGGCUCUUACAUCCUUAUUGUACUUGGGGUGCAUUUCUGUGUCUUACAUGUUGAUCUUGAAACUUAUUCUAGGCAUUGCCUCACACAAGGGUCGCCUCAAGGUUCUCAACACCUGCAUCUCCCACAUCUGUGCUGUGUUCAUCUUCUAUGUGCUGGCCGCCCUUCAUCGCUUUGCCAAAAAUGUUUCCCCAGUCAUUAGGGCCAUUAUAGCUGAUAUUUUCCUUCUGGUCCCUCUAAUGAAUCCCAUUGUGUACUCAGUGAUGAGUCAGCAGAUUAGAAAUCGGAUCCUGUUGAGAGUGCUGAAUGGAUAA
Molecule: messenger RNA, 915 nt
Organism: Lynx canadensis (Canada lynx)
Lineage: Eukaryota; Metazoa; Chordata; Mammalia; Carnivora; Felidae
Product: olfactory receptor 51A7-like
Biological process (GO): G protein-coupled receptor signaling pathway
Cellular component (GO): membrane
Molecular function (GO): G protein-coupled receptor activity; olfactory receptor activity
Source: RefSeq, a predicted model, not a curated record